Molecule: messenger RNA, 1306 nt
Organism: Paramecium sonneborni
Lineage: Eukaryota; Ciliophora; Oligohymenophorea; Peniculida; Parameciidae
Source: the annotation of a GenBank genome assembly
AUGAAAGCAGAAUUAGAAUUUGCAUUGUUAAAUGCUGGCAAUUUGUUUUGUUGUCUAGGUUUGUCACUUAUAGCUCCGUUUUAUCCAGCAUAUGCACAUAAAUUUGAUGUUUCUAAUUCCCUCUUAGGACUUAUCUUUGGCUUAAAUCCAAUAGGAGGAAUGCUCGCUUCUUUAAUAGUUGGUAAACUAUUGAAUCAUGUAAAAUUUAAUCAUUCAUUCUUAGAAAAACUAAACAACAUUGUUAUGUUUAGGUCUUAUUAUUCAAGCUAUUGGAUAAUUUUAGUUUCCGCUUCUCUAUUUUGUAAAUUAAAAAGAGUAUUUCUUAACACUUUCAUUCAUAGGGAGAUUUUUAAGUGGAUUUGUAAAUAUAUUAAAAUAACUUUAGGGUGGUUGUACAUUUUUAACUCCAUUUUAUGCUUCAAUACCUUAGAAAUUUCCAGAAACGACAGAUUAAAAAAUGGCGAUAGUUGAAUUUUUCUCUUCAUUCGGCUAUUUGGCGGGAGCAGUUGCUGGAUCGAUCUUAUAUGAAAUAGGAGGAUUUUCUUUUCCGUUUUUGAUAUUUGCAUCUGCUUCAAUUAUAAUUGCCUUAUUGAUUAAAUUAAGCUUUUCAAAAAGUGAUAAGAUACUUCCUUAAAAAUAAAUUGAAAAUAAAAUAGGAUAUUUAACAAUUCUAAAAGAUUUAUCUAUACUUACAUCAUUUAAUGUAAUUUUUUCAAUGUGCAUUGCGUAUUCAUAUUUUCAACCAAUUUUUGCAAUUUUCUUUUAAGAUUAUUUUGAUGUUUCACCAAUAGAUUCAGGAUACUAUAUGUCUGUAGCUCCAUUAGCAUAUUGUUUUGGAGCUUUUCUUAUUUCAAAGAUUAAGCUUCAUAAAUAAAUAACUAUUUUAAUAGGAAUAAGUGUAGUUGCUAUUUCAGAAUUUAUGAUGGGACCGGACCCCUUAUUUGGCAUCGAACCAUAAUUACAUUUGACUACUAUAUCAUACUUUAUAUUUGGAUUCUUUAUAGCUAUACCAUAUGUAUUAACACUUCCAUCUAUUACUGAAACUUUAGAACUUCGUUUUGAAAAAAAAGAUCACGAUAAAUGUAUCUCUUUAGCAUCUGGAUUAUUUAAUUCAAUUCUUUCAAUUGGUGAAUUUUUGGGACCAUUCCUAUCCGGAUUAAUUGCAGAACAUUUAGCAUUUCCAAGAUCAUGUAGUAUUCUAGGGUUGUAUUUAAUAUUAACCAUUAUUUUAUACAUUCCUAGUUUCAUUUAAUUUAAGGCUAAAGUUUAAAGAAAAAAAGUAUUAACUCUUGAUGAAUAAUUAUGA